AUGAAAUCUCUCAUCCUAAUAAGCACACUGUUGAGCGUCGUCUCGGCCAGAUCCUCACCACAACGCCCAGCACCUCCCUCACACCAUGUCUUCUCGAAUCCACCAGCCCACGAUGAAGGCUACCGAAUACCCACACUCCGCGAGUCUGCAGCGAUGGCCAGAAAGAUCAUGCACCUGAGCACCAUCGGCGACCUCGUCUCUGUCUUCCCCGAGCAAACCCACACCAACGAACUCGACGCGCAAGAGAACAGACCCGCAGACAUAGCAGGCAGUCCAAUCGGCUUGAUGGAAUACUACGCCGACUGCGAUCCUCUGAGCGGAAACCCGAUCCUGCUGGCCAUAAACAUUGCAACACCAUACAAGAACUACAAUCAAGGGUCCAAUAUAAGUCUUGGGAUAAGAUGGUGGCCGAUCGAGAAGAACCACUAUUCUCUCUGGACAAGUGAUGACGACGAGGACAUUCCCACGCCACAUACGCCUGCUGCGCUUCCACGGUUCUCCCUGCACGGGCGACUUGAAAGAUUGUCUGAGGAGAGGCUGAAGGAUGGGAAGAUUCGGGAGUGCUUCCUGCGUGCUCAUCCAGAUUCGAUAUGUUGGCAGCCCGGCAAUGAGAUAUCCCACGAGAGCGAGUAUGUUCAGCUUGUUGUAGAUCACGUAUAUUGGUUUGGUGGAUUUGGAGAUCGUGCACGGAUUGGCUGGCUGUCUAUCGAGGACUGGAGGAAUUUGACGAUGGAAGAGGUCAUCAAAGCCAAGUUGCCAGGCGAGAAGAAGGCAAAGCCUAGCUGGUGGCGGGAGUGGUUGUAA
Messenger RNA from Fulvia fulva, 804 nucleotides. RefSeq lists its product as uncharacterized. The transcript has a single exon. The coding region runs from base 1 to 804 and encodes 267 amino acids. Lineage: Eukaryota; Fungi; Ascomycota; Dothideomycetes; Mycosphaerellales; Mycosphaerellaceae. The record is from RefSeq and is a predicted model, not a curated record.